UUAGCCCUAAAGACAUUUCCUAAUCCUCUUCUUUCCUCUCUUUCUUCAUGACUGUCAAAAAUUUAAACCAUUCUUUGUGGGUCUCUUUUGGAUGAAUCAUUACAAGAAGAAUGAUGGUGCCCUGGGGAAAUGACCCACCGCUCUAAACUUAGUGGUUCUUCUAUGAGUUAAAUGAUUUCCCGGACGAGCUCAGAUGAUUCCUCCAGCACUUGAACUUCACCCCUUGGCUGAGAAUUGCAUGCAGCUCGUGGCCCUCCCCUUACCACACGCACAUUUCCUAGGCACUCUUGCCCAAAAGUUUCAUCACCUCCUAGAGCAGCCAAAACAUUCUUGGUGUAUUUCUGUUAGUGUUUAACCAAAUGUCGGUCCCUAAGGGGUGGGUUGAACUAACAGAAGAAAGAUUGAAGCCUGAGACUUAAAAAGACAGUUUUUGCAGGGUGACUCCCUGGGUUCUGGAGGAGAGGGAGGGAGGGUAGUGGACACAGGAGCGAGCCACGAUGGAACCUAGCUUCACCUCCAAGGACACUUACCUGAGACAUUUUAACCCUCGGGAUUACCUAGAAAAAUAUUACAACUUUGGGUCCAGACACUCUGCGGAAAAUGAAAUUCUCAGGCAUCUUCUGAAAAAUCUUUUCAAGAUAUUCUGCCUGGAUGGCGUGAAGGGGGACCUCCUCAUCGACAUUGGCUCUGGCCCCACCAUCUACCAGCUUCUCUCUGCUUGUGAAUCCUUCAAGGAGAUCAUUGCCACUGAUUACACAGACCAGAACCUGCAGGAGCUGCAAAAGUGGCUGAAGAAGGAACCAGGGGCCUUUGACUGGUCCCCAGUGGUGACCUACGUGUGCGAGCUUGAAGGGAACAGAGCCAAGGCGCUGGAGAAGGAGGAGAAGUUGCGGCGCGUGGUCAGGCGGGUCCUGAAGUGCGACGUGACUCAGAGCCGGCCGCUGGGCACCGUGUCCGUGCCCCUGGCCGACUGUCUGCUCAGCACGCUGUGCCUGGACGCCGCCUGCCCAGACCUCCCUGCCUACUGCGCAGCCCUCAGGAACCUCGGCAGCCUGCUAAAGCCGGGGGGCUUCCUGGUGGUGGUGGACGCCCUGAAGAGCAGCUACUACAUGAUUGGGGAGCGGAGGUUCUCCAGCCUCUGCCUGGGCCAGGAGGCAAUAGAGGCUGCCGUGAGGGAGGCUGGCUACUCUGUUGAGUGGUUUGAGGUGAUCUGUCAAAGUUAUCCCUCCACCAUGUGUGACAACGAAGGGCUUUUCGCCCUGGUGGGGCGGAAGCUGAGCAAAUCUGUAUGACCCUUUGUGGUUGCAAUUAAAGCAAUUCCUCUCUCUG
Messenger RNA from Mirounga angustirostris (Northern elephant seal), 1329 nucleotides. It is a transcript of the gene NNMT, whose product is annotated as nicotinamide N-methyltransferase. NCBI's taxonomy places the organism in Eukaryota, Metazoa, Chordata, Mammalia, Carnivora, Phocidae. The record is from RefSeq and is a predicted model, not a curated record. Bases 498 to 1292 code for a protein of 264 amino acids. Gene Ontology annotation, molecular function: nicotinamide N-methyltransferase activity. The transcript has 3 exons. Gene Ontology annotation, cellular component: cytosol.